AAUUCACCAAGAAAGACCAGUUGCGGGCAUUCUUCCGGUAAAAGAAACUUUGCAGGUGGAGAAAGUGAUAUCAAGUCAUGGAUGUAAAAACGGAGACAUCUUUGUCAUACCUCACAUGAUAUUGUUCUAAGGGAACACUCAAGUGCCCUCCACUAAAUUUACUGUGCUUUUUUUUUUCUUUGGAAGUCUCUCUCUCUCAGUUGUAUUUAACUUUGGACGUGCAUGAGCCUUAAGUGAACCAUAGCCAAGAGAAGAAGAAGAAAAAGAAUCUAGAGAUGGAGAAAAAUGAUGAUAAAGAUGUUUCUCUUCAGGAACUCAGAGACAUGCUUGCAGAAUUUGUUGAAGUUAGAGGAUGGGAUCAAUACCACAGUCCCAGAAAUCUCCUUCUAGCACUAGUGGGGGAGGUUGGAGAGCUUUCUGAAAUAUUUCAAUGGAAGGGAGAAGUGGCAAGGGGACUACCCAAUUGGAGUUCUGAUGAUAAGGAACAUGUAGAGGAAGAGCUCUCAGAUGUUUUGCUUUAUCUAGUUCGUCUUGCUGAUGUUUGUGGGCUCGAUCUUGGCCAAGCUGCACUUACAAAGAUAGUGAAGAAUGCGAGAAAAUACCCAAUUGGCAAUCAAAAAUUUUCUACCUAAAAGUCUUGCUCUCAUCUCUCCUCACUAUUUUCAUUUUAUUUUGCUCUUCUUGUUGUUUUCUUUUGCAGAGAUCUUGUUGUUGAGUCUGAUUUGUGAGAGAGAAGUAGUAUGCUAUAAUUUCAGAGUUCAAUUAGAAUAAAUUAAUGUCUCUUUUAGCGUCUUAAUCAUCUUGUUUAGC
This is a messenger RNA of Mangifera indica (mango), 810 nucleotides long. Its product is annotated as dCTP pyrophosphatase 1-like. Bases 276 to 632 code for a protein of 118 amino acids. NCBI's taxonomy places the organism in Eukaryota, Viridiplantae, Streptophyta, Magnoliopsida, Sapindales, Anacardiaceae. The transcript has 2 exons. Gene Ontology annotation, molecular function: nucleoside triphosphate diphosphatase activity. The record is from RefSeq and is a predicted model, not a curated record. Gene Ontology annotation, biological process: nucleoside triphosphate catabolic process.